This is a messenger RNA of Pristis pectinata (smalltooth sawfish), 1130 nucleotides long. RefSeq names its product ubiquitin carboxyl-terminal esterase L3 (ubiquitin thiolesterase) (gene uchl3). The transcript is spliced from 7 exons. Gene Ontology annotation, biological process: protein deubiquitination; ubiquitin-dependent protein catabolic process. Gene Ontology annotation, molecular function: cysteine-type deubiquitinase activity. The coding region runs from base 4 to 639 and encodes 211 amino acids. NCBI's taxonomy places the organism in Eukaryota, Metazoa, Chordata, Chondrichthyes, Rhinopristiformes, Pristidae. The record is from RefSeq and is a predicted model, not a curated record. Gene Ontology annotation, cellular component: cytoplasm.
UUCAUGCAGCAGCUCGGAUUGCUUCCCAGUUGGCAGUUCGGCGAUGUCUUUGGAAUGGAUCCUGAACUUCUCAGCUUGGUGCCAAGGCCUGUCUGCUCGAUUCUUCUGCUCUUCCCCGUCACAGAAAAGUAUGAAACCUUCAAACAAGCGGAGGAAGCCAACAUAAAAGCUGAAGGGCAAAAAGUCAAUCCACACGUUUAUUUCAUGAAACAAACCAUCAAUAAUGCCUGUGGGACUAUUGGACUUAUACAUGCACUGGCAAACAAUCAGGAUAAAUUGGAGUUUGAAAGCGGUUCAGUUAUGAAAAAGUUUUUGGAGGAUUCGGCCUGUUUAACUCCUGAAGAAAAAGCGCAAUACCUAGAAAAAGAUGAGAGCAUUCGUGUUACGCAUGAGUUCAGUGCACAGGAAGGGCAAACUGAGGCUCCAAGUUUAGAUGAGAAAGUAGAUUUACACUUUAUAAGCUUUGUAAAUGUUGAUGGACAUCUGUAUGAACUGGAUGGGCGCAAACCAUUCCCUAUUAAUCAUGGAGAUACAACAGCUGAUAGCUUGCUUGAGGAUGCAAUAGAAGUUUGUAAGAAGUUUAUGCAGCGUGACCCUGAUGAAUUACGAUUUACAGUGAUGGCUCUCUACAAGGUAUAAAGUGCUCCAACGUGCAAUGAAAAACAAGCCACGUAACUAAACUUGGAUUAACUUCUCAAGAUGUUGCUUCACUCCAGUCCCCUGAACUUGUGAUAUUCUGAUUUAACUAGUGAGUUGAUUUAAUACUCUUUUGGAACAGUUCUGAUGUUUUCCUGGCAGCAUCUUCCCCAAGCCACUAAAAGAAAUCUGGUAAUGAAGUGUAUAUUGGUGUGUACUUUUUGUCUUGCUGUAACAGCAGUCCUCUAUUGAAAUUAGUCCCAGCCUACAUAUCUAGUGAUAACUGAAAGGAGUAGAAUUUCAGCUGCAGGAAGAGGCUGUGAGAUUCUUGUUGUAAUGUUUGCAACAGCUGUACUUAAAUCACUAACAAGAAAAUAAAUGGAUGCCAUGCAAUCACUGGAAAGUUGUGUGAGCGCAGGUUUAAAAUAAAAUUUGGCGCUCCUUGCUUUCAAAAUCUUGAUGCUCCUUACUCAAUAAAUUAACUAUUAUUUGUG